UGCAUUCAACACUCCCUCGCUUCACCAAACAGAUUGCAAUUUCUGUACAAGAAGGCUUCAUGGUUCAGUUAGGACUGUCCAUCUUCUUAUUAGCGCAUCUGCAGGUUGCGUCGGAUAAUGCGCUCGCGCUACUUGCGGCAAAAGUCUGAAAAUGAGCGAUCAGAGAAGAAAAGCGUUAAAAACAAUACUUCAGUUGACGUGUCAACUUCUGUGGGUGGUGGGGUUGGUGGUGUGCCUAAGUGGUGUCUACCUGCUGAUGAACUACAGACAGAACACCUUAUUUCUCUCUCACAGCUACAUCUCCCUGCCAGCUAUCCUCGCUCUCGCCAGCGCUGCGCUCCUAUAUGCCUGCGGCUGCAUCGGCUCCUGGCUGAGCCUCAGAGAUUCCACCUUUCUGCAGGGACUGUUUGUUUAUCUGCUCGUGUUGGUCUUGUGUCUGGAAAGUACGGCUUCAGUGCUGGCUUAUUUUCACUCUACAAAGCUGGAUUCAGCGUUGUCUCCUCUUAGUGGAGUGUUUCAGAACUACACAGGCAGCAGCCAGGACCCCAACUCUCAAGCUGUGGAUGCUACACAAGCAGAGUUGCAGUGUUGUGGUGUCAAAGACUACAGGGACUGGAAGGAAACUUCCUGGUUCAACAGCACUGGAGGCCUCUGGGUUCCUCACAGCUGCUGCAACUCUACUUUCCCCUCCUGCGAUGGCACUGUGUACCAACCACAGCAGCUUUACACACAGGGCUGCCAGGUGAAGCUGGAGAUGAGCUUACAGUUUGUGCUGAGUUUGAUCAUCUGGGGCUUCCCGCUGGUGUUUUUGGUGGAGGUUGUUUUGUUUCUGACGAUGGCACAGCUGAUGAAGGACCAACCACGUGUGGAAUAUAGAGUAUUAGACAUAAACUAAAGACACUGUGAUACUAUUAUACUACAUCGUAUGUGAUAUUAUAUUGUGUAAAUGGGCAAUUAUUAUUGUGAUUAUUCCUGAGCUGCAGACACAUGAUCUCUCAUCUGCACCACUACUGCCAAUUAAUACAAGUGUAUUCCCGUACACCACAAAACAUGUGGCAAGAAAGUGGUGAAAUAUAUUUUAUACAAUGCAGUCAUCGAUAUUUCUGAC
This is a messenger RNA of Cottoperca gobio, 1108 nucleotides long. It is a transcript of the gene tspan37, whose product is annotated as tetraspanin 37. NCBI's taxonomy places the organism in Eukaryota, Metazoa, Chordata, Actinopteri, Perciformes, Bovichtidae. The coding region runs from base 152 to 895 and encodes 247 amino acids. Gene Ontology annotation, cellular component: plasma membrane. The transcript is spliced from 7 exons. The record is from RefSeq and is a predicted model, not a curated record.